Penicillium paradoxum is the source of this 1026-nucleotide messenger RNA. RefSeq names its product Phosphatidylethanolamine-binding protein PEBP. The record is from RefSeq and is a predicted model, not a curated record. The coding region runs from base 1 to 1026 and encodes 341 amino acids. NCBI's taxonomy places the organism in Eukaryota, Fungi, Ascomycota, Eurotiomycetes, Eurotiales, Aspergillaceae. The transcript has a single exon.
AUGCCUGGUUCCGUUUUUCUGCUUGGUCCUGGCUUUAUCGGCGGAGAGAUUAUCGACCUCCUCCUUACAUCGGACUAUACUGUAACAACACUUGUUCGUCGAGAAUCGGCCGUUCCAGAUUAUGCCAAUUUAGGUGUCAAGUCAGUGGUUGGCAAUCUGGACGAUGCAUCAAUAAUCAGGGAACAAGUGACUAUUAAUGACAUUAUUUUCCACACUGCGACUGCAGACCACUUGCCUUCCGUACAAGCCAUCAUCGAUGGCAUCAGACAACGAGCAGCGCAAGGCCUGGAAACAAUCUACAUCCAUAACAGCGGAGCAUCCCUCCUUUCCGAUACUGCCAAUGGGGCUUACAAGAGUGAGACUAUAUUUGAUGAUGAGAACCCCGAGCAGAUUGAUGCACUGCCUGAUUCCGCCUCGCAUCGCCAAAUCGACCUGGUCAUCAUCCGAGCACGCCAGGAACUAGCAUCUCAUGCGAAAAUGGCCAUAAUGAUUCCUCCUCUCAUCUACGGGGUGACUACAAGGGAGAAGCGUCUCUCGAUUCAAUUACCCACCCUCAUUCGAUACUCGAUCAAACAUGGCUAUGCCGGUCAGAUCGGGAAGGGUCUGUCACUCUGGAAUCAGAUUCAUGUUAAGGACCUUGCCCGGGGAUAUAUGGUUCUGCUGCAUUGGAUGGAGCGUACGCCCAUAAAGGAGGCUGCCCAAAAUCCAUAUUUCUUUUGUGAAAAUGGCCAAGAGUUAUCGUGGGGUGAAUGCGCCGCUGAGAUUGGCCGAAUACUGAAGAGCAAAGGACGCAUUGAUCAAGCAACACCGCAGACUGUUCCGGAGGAUCACUGGUGUGAUUUGUUCGGGGGUCACUCUGGGAUUAUGGUCGGAUCAAAUGCACGCAAUAGGGCUAGUCGACUGAGGAAGAUGGGAUGGGCACCCUUGGAGAAGGGAACCCUGGCCUCACUGGCUGAAGAUGAAAUUCCAAUCAUUUUGGAGGACACUGGAGAGUUCAAUGGUUAUGCCAGCGUCGUUGCUUCGUAA